Fusarium verticillioides 7600 is the source of this 2357-nucleotide messenger RNA. RefSeq lists its product as hypothetical. The transcript has a single exon. The record is from RefSeq and is a predicted model, not a curated record. Bases 169 to 1365 code for a protein of 398 amino acids. Gene Ontology annotation, biological process: putrescine biosynthetic process. Gene Ontology annotation, molecular function: protein-arginine deiminase activity; agmatine deiminase activity. Lineage: Eukaryota; Fungi; Ascomycota; Sordariomycetes; Hypocreales; Nectriaceae.
AUGACCGUAUCACAGCAAAAGUUCUGCGACAUUGUUACUAUUCUAAUAAGACUUUGCGGUGCUCCAUUCCCCAUCUACCAACCCAAGAAAUACAUAAAUUAAAACCUAACUCUUCCCCCAAUCCAACCUCUCAACAAAUAAACGAAGACACAAAAACGCUGGACUUUCAUGUUUACGUCCUUUCGAAGAUCCAUCAAAUCUCUAUCUAAGGGUUUGAUGGAUCCAGGCCAGAUGCAGAGAGUUUCUAGGAGGUAUCGCAUGCCGCCGGAAUGGCAAAAGCACUCGCAAACGCUAACUGCGUGGCCGUCUCCCGCCUCGAUUAUCGAGGAGGAUGUCCUUCGACAGGCGCGGGCUGAAGUCUCGGCACUUUCCAAUGCCAUCUCCCGCUUCGAGCCAGUCACAAUGUUUACCCGCCCGGAACACGUUCGUGAAGCAUCUGAAACGGUGUCUGAUAACGUCACUGUGCGACCACUGGCUGUGAGCGAGCUUUGGAUCCGCGAUACAGGACCGGUCUUUGUUCAUGGAACGCAAAACGGCUGUUUUAAUGGACUGAAGCUUAAUUUCAAUUACUGGGGAGCCAAGAUACCAUCCACUGGUGAUGAAGCGGUUGCUGCGAAUAUCCAGAUCCCAGAAGCUUCAGUCAUAGACCAGAGGGAUGAAAAAGAUGAAUGUGCGUCUCAAGGAAAUGCCAUACCUAUUGUUGACGCCGGUUUCACUGGUGAAGGAGGCGCGAUUGAGGUUGAUGGAGAUGGAACCCUUCUGGCGACUGAGAGCUCCAUCGUCAAUGAGAACCGUAAUCCGGGCAGAUCGAAGGAAGAGCUGGAAGGAUUAUUCGAGAAAUACUUCGGCAUCCACAAAGUGAUCUGGCUUACUGGCGUCAAAGGCUAUGAUAUCACUGACUUUCACAUCGAUGCAUUCGCGAGAUUCAUCAAACCGGGCCAGGUUCUUCUGAGCAGACCUUCUGAACGUGCUGAUCCGCGGGUGAUCCAAGCCUACAGAGAAGCCAAGAAAAUUUUGGGGAACGCAACAGAUCAUGGAGGAAGACAAUUGGAAGUCUUUGAAGUUGAAGAGCCUCAUCCCAGUGACCUUCCCGGCGAGAACUGGGAUCAUUUUGAUGUUACUGUUGCUUCAUACGCCAACUACUACCUCCCCAACGGAGGACUGAUCAUGCCGCGUUUUGGAGUUGGAAAACUUGAUGAUGAUGCCUACGCCUUUUUCCGCCAACACUUCCCAGAUCGAGAGAUUGUUCAAGUUAAUUUGAACAUUCUUCCUAAGCUCGGCGGAGGAAUUCAUUGUGCUACCCAGCAAGUACCGGCGGAGGAUUGGAUGCAGAGAGGAAUACGAAGAAGGGAAGUGAAGUUCUAAUGUCGCAACUCAUGCACUUAGAGAGGCAUAGUACUUUGAUCACGGUUGUCCGAGAAGUGUCGAAUAGUAUUGGCCCUUCUUCAAUUAAUACUCCACUCAAUCACAUCACUUAAUCCAUUGCGAGGGACGCAAGCACGUUAAUGGAUUUCUAAUAGUAGAGUUGAAGGGAUAUUUCUCUUUCGCACGAAAGGCGUCGCUUAGUCGUUUAUUCAUACCGUCGCGUUAAUAAUACAGGAAUUCAUCUUCUAAUAUCGACGUCCAGGCUGUGUCAAGAUCUCAAUCUUUGUUGCUGCACCUUGUCACUAUGUGCAGGGCAUCUGAAUUGUUGUUGCUGCGCAUGGCGUAGACACCAGGCCCGUACCCAUUGUUGUUGUUGUUGCACCUGGAAUCAACAGACAGGGGGUGACAAUGUUUGUCUCUAUGGCAGGCAUGGACGUAGAGGUCUAACCCGUCCGCCCCCUCCAUCGUUUUCGCUGUGCCUGGCCUCGACAUCCAGCCCGUCUCCACUGUCGAUUCUGCUCCUAGCAUCGGCGCCCCCCCAUCCUUCUACCGCCGCCCAUCAUACCUCCACCCAUGCGUCGUCCGCCUCCCAUUCCUCCCAUCAUACCGCCGCCUCCCAUGCGGCCUCCUCCCAUGCCUCCGCCCAUGCGACCUCCGCCGUGGUGAUGGUGGUGAACUACCUUGACAGGGCGAGGACCCAUCAUUCCACCGCCGCCAGAGCUGUAGCGGGUUUGGCUUCUUCCGAAAGGGAGACACAUUGUGAUUGUAAUUGUGUGUAUGUGGUUUCAGUUGUAGCCUUUGUGUUGAUUGAGUUUGUUGCUGAUUUGGUGUGGAGAUAACUCGUCGUAGGUUCUACCGAGUUUGGAUGUGUUUAGAGUUUGUUGAUAAGGUAUUCGGUAGUGGGUAUUUGCAGGAUUUGAGUUGUAGUAUUUAGUGGUUUGUUACUGAUGAUGAUGAUGAUGAUAAUGAAGUGUGAUUAAAGGCACCAGAGG